Messenger RNA from Contarinia nasturtii (swede midge), 1002 nucleotides. Its product is annotated as pyrimidodiazepine synthase-like. Lineage: Eukaryota; Metazoa; Arthropoda; Insecta; Diptera; Cecidomyiidae. Gene Ontology annotation, molecular function: glutathione dehydrogenase (ascorbate) activity; glutathione transferase activity. Bases 41 to 928 code for a protein of 295 amino acids. The transcript is spliced from 4 exons. Gene Ontology annotation, cellular component: cytoplasm. The record is from RefSeq and is a predicted model, not a curated record. Gene Ontology annotation, biological process: glutathione metabolic process.
UCAAAGUAUUGUUCGCCAGUUUACUUCGAAAAUUCAGACGAUGAGCUUGUUGAAGAGUACAAUGUGUCGCAUCCUAACCUCAGUCGUUUUCUUAUCCUUAGUGAUUUCAAUACUGUGCAGCUAUUCAAUGGCACAAGGUGGAUCCGAAAACAAUAGCGAAAGUAAAUGCGCAAACAAUACGGAAGUAAAUACAAAUUGUCAUUUCAAAAAAGGAUCACCCAAGCCGUCCUUUCCAAAUGAUGGUAAAUUACGUUUGUAUUCGAUGCGUUUUUGUCCAUAUUCUCAUCGUGCACAUCUCGUGUUGAAUGCCAAAAAUAUUUCAUAUAAUAUUGCCUACAUCAAUUUGGUCAAUAAACCAGAAUGGUUUUAUCAAGUGAAUCCACGGGGUCAAACACCGACUUUAAAUUUAAUCAACGAACCAAAUCAACCAUUUUUAAUUGAUUCCAUGAUAAUUGUUGAAUAUUUGGAUGAAAAAUUUCCUGAAUUGAAACUAUAUCCGUCUGAUCCAUUGGAAAAAGCACAAACCAAAUUGUGGAUUAAACGUUUCAACACGCUUGAUGUCGCUUACCAUAAAUUGGCUUAUAAGAAAAACGAAGACGAUGUUAAUGAACAAUUGUUGAACACAAUCUACGUUGAACUUGAAACCUACGAAACGGAAUUGAAAAAACGUGGAACAAACUAUUUUGGCGGUGCCACACCGGGGAUACUUGAUUACGCAAUUUGGCCGUGGUUUGAACGAUUGGGCAUUUUAGAAGCUAUCGUUGGAGAUAAAUACAAUUUUGACGAUAGAUUCUCGAAAUUGAGUCAAUGGGUUCAGUUGACCAAAGAAGAUUCGGCUGUUAAAAAGCACUUUGUAUCAACAGACAUUCAUACAAAAUACACACUUACUGUCCGUGAUGGCAAUCCAAAUUAUAAUAUUUUGGUCUAAUAACCUUAUAAGGAUAAAACCUUCCAAUACAAAUAAAAACAAGUUGAAGCUCCCUUCGCUCAUUUUAAUAUUGA